AUGCACUCGUCUUCCGCUGGACAGGAACUCGAGAUGCUGGCGGCCAGUAUACCAAUGUCGGCGACGCCAUGGCGAAUUCCAACACCAGUGGAACCCGGAGCACAUCUCGCCACGGGGCUCCAGUACGCCACCCGUUCCAAUGACCAGAACGCAUAUCGAGAAUUCGCGGCGCAGGUGAACGACCAGAGCCGAGCCAUGGCCACGUUGCGCGGCCUGCUUGAAUUCAAAGCCAGCGAUUCAAUCCCCAUCGACGAGGUUGAACCCGCCGUAGAUAUCGUGAAGCGUUUUGCCACCGGAGCCAUCUCUCUGGGUUCCAUCAGCCGCGAAGCCCACGAGACAAUGGCCAUAGCCAUGAACCGCCUGGGCGCUCGCAGCAACACCGGAGAGGGCGGUGAGGACUAUCACCGGUACUCGCCGGAUGACAACGGAGACAGGCGUUCCAGCGCCAUCAAACAGGUGGCGUCGGGCCGCUUUGGCGUAACACCGAAUUACCUCGUCAACGCCACCGACCUCCAGAUCAAGAUGGCCCAGGGAUCCAAACCAGGCGAGGGCGGCCAGCUUCCGGGCCACAAGGUCGACGAAUACAUCGGUUGGGUCCGAAACACCACUCCGGGCGUGGAACUUAUCUCGCCGCCACCCCACCACGACAUCUAUUCAAUCGAAGACCUCGCCCAACUGAUCCAUGACCUCAAAAACAUCAAUCCCGAUGCCCGCAUACAUGUGAAACUGGUGUCGGAAGUCGGCGUGGGAACCAUCGCUGCCGGCGUGUCUAAAGGCCACGGCGACGUGGUGCUCAUCAGCGGCCACGACGGCGGUACCGGCGCUUCUCCCGAAUCCUCGAUCAAACACGCCGGUCUGCCCUGGGAACUCGGCGUGGCUGAAACCCAACAGGUGCUGGUCGCCAACGACCUCCGCAGCCGCAUCGUCGUCCAAACCGACGGCCAACUCAAAACCGGCCGCGACGUGGCCAUCGCAGCGCUGCUGGGCGCAGAAGAAUUCGGAAUGGCUACGGCGGCCCUGAUCGUCAACGGCUGUAUCAUGUUGCGCAAGUGUCACCUGAAUACGUGCUCGGUCGGCAUUGCAACCCAGGACCCCGAAUUGCGGAAACGAUUUGCCGGUCAACCUGGCCACCUGGUCAACUAUUUCUAUUUCGUAGCCGAAGAAUUGCGAGAAAUCAUGGCUCAGAUCGGUGUCCGCACGGUUGCCGAGAUGGUGGGCCGGGUCGACAAACUGGAAACUCGGCAGGCCGUGGAUCACUGGAAAGCCUCCGGCAUCGAUCUUUCCCGUCUGCUGGUGAUCCCACCUCGUACCGAACGGGUGCAAACCUACUGCUGUAUCACCCAGGAUCACGGCCUUGAGCGUGCGCUGGACCACCAAAUCAUAUCGCAGGCGCAACCGGCCAUCGAUCACGGCGAGCCGGUGGAAAUCAACCUGCCGGUCAGCAAUUCAAACCGCACCGUUGGCGCCAUGUUGAGCGGUCGCCUCGCUCAGAAAUACGGCGAAGCCGGCUUGCCCGACGCAACUAUCAAAAUCAACCUGGAGGGUUCGGGCGGACAGAGUUUCGGCGCGUUCCUCUCACCCGGCGUAUCCAUUAACCUGGCGGGCGACACCAACGACUACAUGGGCAAGGGCAUCGGCGGCGGUCGCAUUGUAAUCGUGCCGCCAGCAGAAUCCGGUUUCGUGCCCGAAGACAACAUCAUCAUCGGCAAUGUCGCAUUAUACGGAGCCACCGGCGGCGAUGUAUUUAUCCGCGGUAGGGCCGGAGAGCGGUUCGCCGUUCGCAACAGUGGGGCCCGGGCAGUUGUGGAAGGAUUGGGCGACCACGGUUGCGAGUACAUGACCGGAGGUGUGGUUGCCGUUAUCGGCAGCGCCGGACGCAACUUCGGGGCUGGCAUGAGCGGAGGCGUUGCAUUCGUUUACGACCCGGACCGCGAUUUCCACAUCAGGUUCAACGACGGCAUGGCCGACCUCGAAAACCUGGAAGCCCCGGAGGACAUCGACCUGCUGCAUCAACUGCUAUCCGAGCACUUGGACCGCACGGGAAGCGGUCCGGCCGAACGUAUCCUGGCCGACUGGAACGAUAGCAUCGGCAAGUUCCGCAAAGCCAUGCCGCGGGACUAUCGUCGUGUGUUGGAAGAACGCCGCCUACGCGCUGAAACCGAAUCGCUGGCGGUGCACGAUGGGUAA
Messenger RNA from Geodia barretti, 2187 nucleotides. Lineage: Eukaryota; Metazoa; Porifera; Demospongiae; Tetractinellida; Geodiidae. The record is from the annotation of a GenBank genome assembly.